Phanerochaete carnosa HHB-10118-sp is the source of this 2060-nucleotide messenger RNA. RefSeq lists its product as uncharacterized. Gene Ontology annotation, biological process: proteolysis. The transcript has 11 exons. Bases 677 to 1909 code for a protein of 410 amino acids. Lineage: Eukaryota; Fungi; Basidiomycota; Agaricomycetes; Polyporales; Phanerochaetaceae. The record is from RefSeq and is a predicted model, not a curated record. Gene Ontology annotation, molecular function: aspartic-type endopeptidase activity.
GUAUGACGCUCUACACCUUUACAUCCGUACGCCUUCCAACUUAACGCUUCAUACUUUCGAGGGUGUUGGAGGCAGAUAGGGGAUUCUCCGAGAUGGGGCAUCAUGCGCACGAAUGUCAGUGUCCGAAGGCGCGUCAAGGACACGCGUCCGCGGGAGAUGCUUCAACCCUAAACUUCCACUCCGCCCUGUCGAGUGUUCUCAUCGCUUCAUCCCGGGUAUAUUCCCCGCAAUCAGUGAAGAUGCCCACCGGAUGACCCGCCGGGAGGCCAGCUGGGUUGCUCCGAGCGACAAACUAAGCUCUCUGUGGGUACCUUGGAUAAUCCUCGCAUCUGUCAGAAUCCCUUUCUCUUUAGACGCUAUAAGAAGCAGUCUGUGUGGUCAUAUCCGUGCGGCCAGCGGGGACUCAUUUGAGUAUAGUCUUCCGAGCACGAUUGCUUCUCAGCUUCUUCUGAGGACUCACCUCUCUCGCCGCGUCGUUUAUAGGUCCUACCCCAAACGAGAUGGCUCCACCCCCAUACAAGAAUCCACAUCUGGGGUUAAUCUGGGACUCGUUCGCGGCGAAAAUUAACACGAAUAUUUACCGCGAGUACGCUGAAAAUACGCUAUAAAAGUUGGCGGGAUGGUUGCUUGAGGACGGCAGGAGCAGUCGCCUUCUUCCCCAGCAAACUUGGCCAACAUGCUUUCUCAACUCUUCGUCGCGCUGUCGUUAGUGGCGUUCACCGCGGCAUCCCCCGUCGUCAUUCGGAAUAGCCCUGUCACCUUGCCGUUGGCUCGUCGUUUCAACACGAACUCUGGUCACACUAUUGCAGAGAUUGACCAAUCUAGAGCAAAAGCUCUCAAAGCCGCCGUUUCACCAGCAGCUGGAAACGGCUCAGGAGUCAACCCGGUCCCUGUCACCAGCAGCACUGUGAUCUAUACCGCAGAGGUUCUCAUCGGAAGUCCACCUCAGACAUUCAACCUCAUUGUCGACACCGGAAGCUCGAAUACCUGGGUCGGGGCGAAUCCUUCGAACCCAUACGUACCUACGGCUUCAUCGGUGAACACGACUGACAUUAUCCUUAUUGAGUACGGGUCCGGCCUGUUUGCUGGGUUGGAAUACAACGACACCGUCGCUCUGGGCGAUCUAUCCAUCACCAACCAGACUAUCGGCGUUGCCCAGUUUGCGCUCGGUAGCUUUUCUUCUGAGGGCGUAGAUGGUAUAUUGGGGAUCGGCCCGGCAGACCUGACGCAAUCGACAACAGCUUCGGGCGACGAGAUACCGACGAUCACCGACAAUGCGUGGGCACUCGGCCUCCUCGAGGAAUAUGAAGUUGGAAUCUCCUUCGAACCGUCCACAAACAGCUCCGACGCCAACGGCCAGCUGACUUUCGGCGGUGUAGACAAUAGCAAAUUCAACGGAUCGAUCACCUAUGUCCCAAUCACGUCUACCGCUCCCGCAAGCGGCUAUGUCGGGAUUGAACAAAGCGUCACCUAUGGCUCGAGCAACGUCCCAAUCCUGGAGUUCACCUCCGGUAUCGUUGAUACCGGCACCACGAUGCUCGUCAUUGCGUCUGAUGCUUUUGCGACAUACCAAAACCUGACCGGUGCGGUGCUUGACAACACGACCGGACUUUUGAAAAUUACGCCGGCUCAGUAUGAUAAUCUUGAGAGCCUCUUUUUCAACAUAGGAGGUGAAACGUUCGAGCUGACAAAGAACGCGCAAAUUUGGCCACGCUCGCUCAACUCCGCGAUUGGAGGUGAUGCAGACUCUAUAUAUCUCAUCGUCAGCAACCUCGGCACUCCUUCAGGAGAAGGGCUCGACUUCAUCAACGGUUAUGGCUUCCUUCAGCGAUUCUAUGCUGUAUACGACACAGUGAACUCUCGCGUUGGCUUUGCUACUACCCCUUUCACGUUUGCAGAGACCAAUUGACCGCUGACUCGAGGGUGACGCGGAGGCAUAUUGUGCCUCCAUGGCGCAUUCUGCGUAAAUUGUGUACCGGUUCGACAGUAAUGGACCUGUCUAUAGUCCCGCCCUGUACUAGUUGACUUAUUCCUUCCUCAAGCAUAUACACAACAGAUAU